Gamsiella multidivaricata is the source of this 3822-nucleotide messenger RNA. RefSeq lists its product as uncharacterized. Gene Ontology annotation, molecular function: chromatin binding; protein binding. The coding region runs from base 411 to 3680 and encodes 1089 amino acids. The transcript has 13 exons. Lineage: Eukaryota; Fungi; Mortierellomycota; Mortierellomycetes; Mortierellales; Mortierellaceae. Gene Ontology annotation, biological process: chromatin remodeling. The record is from RefSeq and is a predicted model, not a curated record. Gene Ontology annotation, cellular component: RSC-type complex.
UUCCUUCCUUCUCCCCACCGUGCCACUUUGAGCGGUAACAAAAAGAACGCCGCCUUCUCGGCAUUCCUCAUUCCUCAUUCCUUCCUUCCCUGCUCCUCAACCUGUCUUCUCCACAGUCUCCCUGGCGUUGCCCAACAAACUAGCGCCGUUCACACCACAGCACCACACCACACCGCGCUGGACAGGACACAGCACCACCUCGACUCAUUCUCGUCGCUCAUUCAUCCCUCAAGUUCAUCCUUGAUCAACAGCAACACUAACCUCCCCUCCCCCCGAAGAAUCGCCUGUCGCCGUUGCUAAUCAGAGCUCCUCUGAUUCCUACCGACUUCUUCGGGGACUACUUGAUACCAACAGCACGUCGGCCUCUGCACCUUUCUGACAACCACUGUCUCAAUUUUUAUAUCCCCGCAAUGCCUCCUCCACGAAAGAAGAGCGCAGCGGCCAAGGGUCCAACCUCGAUCGCAGAAGGCCUCUCAUUACAUGACAAGCAAGAGGCCAUCGCACAGAUCCUCGAGAGGCUGUCGAAUCUCACCGACAAAAGUGGUCGCUCAAUAUCAGAGCUCUUUCUGGAACUACCUGACCGCGAUGAGUAUCCGGACUACUUUGAGAUUAUCAAGACUCCGAUGGCACUCGAUAUGAUCAAGGAGCGUUUCAAGGCUGGCAACUAUGUGGACGAGAGCAUCAGUGACUUUGGGAAGGACCUCAAAACCAUGACCUCCAACGCCAAAAUCUACAACCGGGAUGGCUCAAUGGUUUAUAGAGAUGCGACCAUUCUGGAGAGUUAUAUCGAUGUCGCAUUGAAGGCGUUGAAGGGCGAUGGCGCCUUGCAACUUAAGAAGGAAGAGUUCUCCAUGGAUUUUUGUCAACGCAUCCUGGAUACUAUCAAAAACCACAAAGAUGAAAGAGGAAGACAGGUAGCCGAGUUGUUUCUAGAGUUGCCAAGCAAGGAAGAAUAUCCUGAUUAUUACGAAGAGAUCGCCAAGCCAAUUGCUAUCGACAUCAUUGAAGAAAAGGUCGAGAGGGGCGCUUAUCCCACAAUGGAAAGCUUUGAGAAGGACAUGAACCUGAUGUUUGCCAAUGCCAAGUACUACAAUGCCGAGGGCUCAGACGUCUAUCUUGAUGCAGAGGAACUUCAGCUACUCUUCUGGAAAUCGAUCGGCAAAAAUGGACGAGGCAGGCAGACCAAGGGAAAGCGUGCGCGGAAACACGAGAUCGAACUAUCAGAAGUUGUACAAUGCGGACAGACAUACCGAGUCGGCGACUUUGUACAUAUCCAAAACGACAGUGAUCCGUCAAAGCCCACGAUUGGCCUUAUCUUCAGCUUGUGGAAGGAUGAGAAGGGAGCUGAGGGGCUCGAUGCGGUUUGGUUUUUGCGACCGGAGCACAUCGUACACCCAUACGCCAGUCGCUUUUAUCCUUCGGAGGUCGUCAAAGCAUCAGGAGUUCACGAGCAUCUCGUCAGCGACAUUUUGGAGCGGUGUUUUGUUUUACAGCCCAAGGAUUAUAUCCGCGGACGACCAGACAACUGGGAGGAAGGCCAGAGUAUUUACGUUUGCGAGCAGCGUUACAACGACUCUUACAAGUCUGUUUCAAAGAUCAAAAACUGGGCAAGCUGUCUGCCUGCCGGUCAAAAGCCAGGGGACAUUCAAUUGAAACUGUUUCCUCAGUCCCUUGUGAUCAAAAAGCUGCCUAGUGCUUCCAUGAUGGAUAAGGCUGGGCGGAGGGAUACCAGCGAAUCGGUUUCGCGAGCCAGCACACCUCAGGAUGCGUUCUCUUCAUACGCUUCAUCACGGGAAGCUUCUCCAAAGCCGGAACCAAAGCCAGAACCAAAACCAGAGCCACUUAAGACGACAAAGUCCAACAAGCGCAAAUCAGCUCAGAUGAAUGUAGGAUCACCCUUAGCCAAGGCGAUUGCUACUGAAGAAGUAAUACGGGCGGCCCCAGUGCCAUCUACUCUGCAAGGGCGAGUCGCCUCCCAAGGCCAAUAUCGAUUCCGCUGCAACUAUUCGAACCUGAGUACAAAACAGCAAUGUGGCUCUACAUUUGUGAAUGAGAUGGAGUUGCAGCAGCAUGUUGCCGCAGAACAUGCGAGUGUCCUCACUAACGCCAGUCCUGUGCCAGCAUUAAAGAGAGGUCGACCCAAGAAGUCAGAGUCGAACAUGGAGCCCAAUGUGGCAUCCAUGCCCACAACUGCAGCGUCACAUACUGCUGGGGCAAUGGCAGCAGAUCAGAGCGCUUAUCAGCAAACCUCAUACAGUAUGUACAACUCUGCGGGACAGUACGUACCCUCACAGACCCGAGUAGCAGUGUCAGGGCAGGUCCUACCAAGUCAGACCAUGUACUCCGGAGCACCCUACCAACAGUCAUCUCAGCAUCAAUCGACACACUACAUGCAGCAAACGGAUCAGCGAGGCAUGCCAUAUCCGCCACAGUCAUAUGGUCAUCCUGCACAAGGAGGACAGUCUCGACCACAGGGAUAUUCACAGGGAAUGGCCUAUAAUCAGGCGUACGGUUACGGGCAAUCAUACCCAGUACAUCAGCAACAGCCGCAGCACGCUCAGCACCAGGGAUACUCCUACGGACAACCACAAUACUCCCACGGAUAUUCUCCUCAGGGACACCCUACGCAUCUGCAAAGCCCAUAUGUGCAAACGUAUUCACAGUCUUACUCGUCUUCUGAGCAUGCGCAUUCGCAUUCGCAUCAGCAACCGUACGACCCCUCCUACUCGGCUUCACCACAGUACCCACAGCAGGGCCGUCAUCAUCUUUCGCCAUCAUCAAGCUCACAGGGACAAAUCAGCCACCAGCAGCAACUGGCUCAGCAGCAGCGCCUCGUUCAUCAGCAGCAAUUGGUUCAACAGCAGUACCUAGCACAGCAGCAGCAGCUGGCACAGCAACAGAUGCAGCAGCAGCAACUGACGCAGCAACAGCAUACAGGAUAUCAUCAGCGAAGUCUGUCCCAGUCGCAAACAGCAGCGGACUCGCAGCCGAACCACCAACAACAGCAACAACAGCACCAUCAGCAGCCCAUGUAUACGCCCCAGUCGCCUGUGUCCAUCAUCGCAUCGCAACCCUACGCAGCAUUGAAUCCACCCUACCAGCAGCAGCCGUAUGCACAGCCGACCAGUCUUGCAUACAGCACUAGCGGACAUGCUCCUUCACUUUCCAACGCGUCCUCUCAUGGAUCAAUCUCGACUGUGACAAACACGAUGGAGGGUGUCGGGCUUGGUCUCUCUGGAGUCACUAAUGCAGAUCACGGACGGGUCGCAACGCCCACUGUGUCGACAGACACGGUCUCCUCUAGCUACCCUUUCAAAGGAGUUGUAAUAGAGGCUGUCGCCAGCAACGAUAAGAAUCAAGACCAGUAUUUCACAUCGCCUCACAUGGAUGGUGCGAUUCUGCCUUUGUCCCAAUCGAAGCCUCAGCAUUCGGCAGAAUAUCUUGUAGCAAAGAGACAGCGAAUGGAUAGUACUCCAGAUGGGAUUAAUAACGGCAUGAUACUUGGUCAAUUGGUUGAUGGUCACGGCCACGGUGCAGGCAUGGACAAUGGUGGGUCUACGAUGAGCGCGAGCACAGCACCAAGUAACCCCAAUAAUGGCAAUGACUCGUCGCCGGUUAUUCUUCCUGGCAUCAAUGCGUUAACAAAUCAGCUGGACAGGGGAGGUGAGGUUAGCCAGUAGAUUGGUUGACUCUUUGCCUGCUUUACUCUCUAUCUCCUUCAUCACAAUUCUUGCAUUUACAUUACCGAGAUCGAAUAAACACGAGCGUAAAGUAACUUUUAAGAUUUUGGCCUGACAAGCAUGGGCGCGACUAACCGGUCAA